Molecule: messenger RNA, 2391 nt
Organism: Schizosaccharomyces cryophilus OY26
Lineage: Eukaryota; Fungi; Ascomycota; Schizosaccharomycetes; Schizosaccharomycetales; Schizosaccharomycetaceae
Product: electron transfer flavoprotein-ubiquinone oxidoreductase
Exons: 3
Coding region: 354-2225 (623 amino acids)
Biological process (GO): electron transport chain
Cellular component (GO): mitochondrial inner membrane
Molecular function (GO): electron-transferring-flavoprotein dehydrogenase activity; iron-sulfur cluster binding
Source: RefSeq, a predicted model, not a curated record
CUUUAAUUGGUUUAGGUAAUAAAAGAUGCGAUAUCUUUAAGCGUGUCGUAUCAAUUUAUUUACAUGAAGGUACUUUAACUUUUGCCUAUUCCUAGCUGUAUAAGCCAAAUAUUCAAAAAGGAAAAAUCGAUUGUUUUGCUGCGUAUAAGCCUCUUCUAACUUUGUAAUUGUUGAUUUAUCAAGAAGGGUACUCGAAAUUUCUUGGUAAUUCAACUCUUUGACUUUAUAAGCUUAGAUACUUUGAAGUAACACUAUUUAUAUUUUCAGAAGCAUUAUUGCUCCAUCUUUAUAGCGUUAGUGGAUUCUUGACAUCCCUUGAAGAUAUUUGGUCUAGGAAAAAGGCGUGAUACAACAUGAGCAACCUGGUUCGAACGUUAGCUGGGCCCCUAAAAACUCCAAAGUAUGCUUUCCGUAAACAGAGUUUAAAAGGAUGUUCGCUUCUCGUUGCUCUUCCCAAGGUUAAAACGCAAUAUGUACCGCCCAUGAAAAGAAUCCAAGCCCGAAACUUCUGUCAUAGUCGAAUUGUUCAAGGUAAUGAACUGUUAGAUAACUUGAAGCGUAUACAGUCUUUAGAACGAGAAGUCGAGGAGGUGGAUGUUUGCAUCGUCGGUGCCGGACCAGCUGGUUUAGGUGCGGCAAUUCGCAUUAAACAACAAGCUGCCAAGUCUGGUAGAGAAAUCCGGGUAAUUGUGUUGGAAAAGGCUGCCGAACCUGGUAAUCACAGCGUUUCAGGCGCAGUUAUCCAGCCGACUGCCCUUGAUGAGCUCCUUCCAGAUUGGAAAAACGAACCACCUCGCCAUUGCACGCCUGUUUCAUCAGAUAUCAUGAGGUUUUUAGUUCCUGGUAUGCAACUCCCUAUGCCUGUUCCUCCAAUUAUGAAAAACCAUGGAAAUUACAUUAUGAGCUUGGCAGAAUUAACCAAGUGGUUAGCUGCUAAAGCUGAAGAACUCGAUGUCGAACUGUAUCCCUCAUUUGCUGCUUCUGAGGUCCUAUACAAUCAAGAUGGAUCCGUGCGAGGCGUAGCUACGAACGACUUUGGUGUUGAUAGCAAGGGAUUACAAAAGGAUAAUUUUGAGAGAGGAAUGGCCUUCCAUGCUCCCAUUACGCUAUUUGCUGAAGGUGCCCGCGGUUCUUUAUCAAAAACUGUGAUUCAACGCUUUAACCUUCAAAAAGAUUGUGAGCCACAAACAUACGGCUUAGGUAUAAAGGAAGUUUGGCGUGUCCCUGAUGAAAACUUUAGGUAUGGCGAGACUGCCCACACUCUUGGUUGGCCAUUACGAAGUGAUACCUAUGGCGGUGGUUUCAUGUACCAAUUCGGAGAUAACUAUGUGUCUGUAGGAUUGGUCGUUGGCUUAGAUUAUCCUAAUCCAUAUGUGUCUCCAGUUGCUGAAUUUCAAAGAAUGAAGCAAAAUCCCUUUUACGCUAAAGUUCUUAAAGGAGGAACUCGUUUAGAGUACGCCGCUCGUAGUUUGAAUGAGGGAGGUUACCAAUCCAUUCCGAAGUUAGUAUUCCCAGGUGGUGCCUUGAUCGGCUGUAGUGCAGGAUUUCUUAAUGUUCCCAAAAUAAAAGGUACUCACACAGCUAUGAAAUCCGGCAUGGUCGCUGCUGAUGCAAUUGUUGAAGCUUUUAAUACUGGUGAUACUGGAAAACCACUUACGAUUAAUACUUAUGAAGAAAAUUUAAAAAAUUCUUUUGUUUUUAAAGAGUUAUAUUCUGUACGAAACGUUCGGCCAUCAUUUCACGCAUUUCCCUUCUUAAGGAACUACGGUGGUAUGAUAUAUUCUGCCCUAGAAUCAUACGUAUUAAAAGGUAAAGUACCUUGGACUUUUAGCCAUAAGAAAGGAGACGAUGUCGUUACUGCAAGUGCCUCUUCAUAUAAACCUAUCAACUACCCGAAGCCUGACAAUGUUCUUUCAUUCGAUAUUCCUACGUCUGUAGCUCUGUCAGGCACUAUGCAUGCUGAGAAUCAGCCUUGUCAUCUCUUUGAUCGUCGCCCAAAUGAUCGUCAAGAAGCCUAUCGAAAAUACAAGGGCGUUGAAUCUCGUUUUUGUCCUGCUGGUGUAUAUGAGUACGUCGAUGAUGAGACACUUCCUACUGGAAAACGUUUCGUUAUCAAUUCUCAAAAUUGUGUCCAUUGUAAAACUUGUGAUAUCAAAGAUCCUCUUCAAGGCAUUGAUUGGAAAACGCCCCAAGGCGGUGAUGGUCCAAAGCAAACUUUGACAUAAGUGAUUCCAGAAGACUUGAGAUUUACUUUCUUAACCCUUUACUAUUUGCUUUGUUGCUUUAUAAAAGAAAUAUAUGUUAUAAUAUUAUGUAUAAUUAGUUCAUAACGCUCAACUUAAUACAAUCUGUACCAAAUACGCCUUUCUAAUGAUAACAAAUAAACAUGCA